CCGGUCUCGCCGCUCUCCCUCACCGCUCGCACACAUCUUCCAUUCUCACACCUGCAGAAUGCAUAUGGUGGAAUGCAUGGAGGUGCAGUUGGGGCUGUUGCUGAGAGGGUUGCCAUUGCUUGUGCUAGAACAGUAGUUGGAGACGACAAAGAUCUCUUCCUUGGAGAACUUGGCCUCUCAUAUCUCUCUGCUGCUCCACAUAAUACAACAAAGAGCUAGGCCCAUAAUUAUUGAUCGUGGACUGCAUCUCUCAAAGAAAUCUGGUGUUUUCAGGGCCAAAGAAAUCCGGUGUUUUCAGAUUAUUCACUGUUAUAUAAUUGUAGAAAUGAGAGGGUCAUCAUUGGGACGCUCAACUACAUACUCCGAUGACUCACGGCCACUUGGUUCUUUAGAGUUGGUGGACGAGAAUAGUGACGAGGAGUAUUCAACCGCUGCUAACGUUGAAGUAGAAGGUAGAGAUGCAGCCACUAAAAAUGCUAAAAAUUCAAAAAAAGAUGGAUAUAAGAGGGACGCAAGAGGCCGGAUAUAUGUACAACUUAGGGAUGGAACAUUGCGUCCGACUGGUGUAGUAGCCAACAUAUGCAAUAAGGCUUUCAAGCACAUAGUUGAUCCGGGAGGAUACAGCCAGGCAAAGCUUUCGGAGGAAUAUAUUAACCAUUAUUGGAAAGAAUUUGAGAAAGAUGCCAACUGCGAAGCUUAUGAUCAAGUGGAAUGCAAGAAAGCUUUUCACAGUCAGUGCAAAGCUAGGUACGGUGAUUACAUUGGUUAUAAAAGAAAGACAAUGAAGAAACCGGCCUAUUUCACGGAUGCCCAGUGGACGACAUACACCGAUGCCUGGCAGCUUCCUGAGAAUAUUAAGGUUUCUGAGAGGUGCUCGAGAAAUCGUAGACAAGGGCGUGCGAAGGCCUUUGGAACACAUUGUAAUGGUUGUAUUCCAUUUGAAGAGACAGUUGAAAUAAUGACAGAGGAAAAUGACGGGAUAAUGCCUCCAUUUGUAGAUAUCUUUGGUAGGACUCACACAUUCAAAACAAAAGAUUCACAAGGCCUGGUUUCUGAACGCGCAACACAGAUUCGUGAUGAUGUUAGGACAAGGGCAGAAGAAUUAAGAGCCGAAGGGGUUGAGAAUCCGGAUUUAGAUGCCAUUUUCUUGGAGCGUCAUGGGAAGGUGAAGAAGAGAAAGCAGAUUCCUGGGGCAGGAAGUGCAACAAAAUUAUACUUCCCAUCAGCUACAUCAGCAUAUGCAUCUGUACGCUCGACCGACAUCGAUCCUAGCAAGAUGGACGAGCUGAUCGAGCAACGAAGAACUUAAAGAAGAGCGGGAGAAAAUGCAUGCCGAGAUGAAUGAGAGAGAGAGAAAAAUUAAGGAAGCGAAUGAUAUGAAUAUGGAAAUGAUGAAGGAGCAGAUGAAAGAGCAGAUGAAAGAAGAGAUGAGGAGCUUGUUCAGUGAAAAAUUUGGUUAAAUAUAGAUUUAGACUUGCAUUUUGAAUUGAUCAACUUUGAGAAUUUUGGUGAAAUAUAGAUUUAGACUUGCAUUUUGAAUUGAUCAACUUUGUGAAACAAUUGAAUUCUUGUAAUCCAUUGGGCU
Molecule: messenger RNA, 1585 nt
Organism: Salvia hispanica
Lineage: Eukaryota; Viridiplantae; Streptophyta; Magnoliopsida; Lamiales; Lamiaceae
Source: RefSeq, a predicted model, not a curated record